AUGGUUACGCACGAGAUGGCGAACAGCACAGGUGUCCUCUCCGACAUGGAGGCCAUGGGCAUGAAGGCCGACAUGACUCACGAGGAAAUCGUUCACCUGACCGAAUUGUCACCAGAGGAGAAGAUACUCGAGAAGAAGCUUUUGCGACGAAUUGAUAUACUGAUCAUGCCGCUCGUCGUUUUAGUUUAUCUGUUGAAUUACAUUGAUCGAAAUAACUAUGCGGCAGCAAAGCUGCAAGGUCUGAUUGGUGAUCUCGGCUUGACCAUGACCGAGUAUCAGACGGGAUUGUCGAUUCUCUUCGUGGGCUAUAUCCUGAUGCAAGUCCCGAGUAACUUGAUGCUCAAUUAUAUGGGCCGGCCGUCACUGUACUUGGGCUUCUUCAUCACGGCGUGGGGACUGGUCUCUGCCUUGACCAGCCAAGUGAAAGGGUAUGGGUCGGUCGUGGCAUGUCGCUUUCUUUUGGGUCUCGUCGAGGCCCCUUUCUUUGCUGGUGUCCUGUUCUACCUGUCCAAGUGGUACACCCGUAAGGAGCUGGCGUUCCGUAUGAGUAUUUUCUACUCUGGUUCCCUUAUGAGUGGCGCCUUUGGAAACCUUAUCGCGGCGGGAAUUCUGAAGGGACUCAAGGGCGACCGCGGUAUGGCUGCGUGGCAGUGGCUGUAUAUCAUCGAGGGCACGAUCACUGUGGCCGUCGGCCUUGUCAUCUGCUUUAUUCUUCCCGACUUCCCUGAGACAUGGAAGCUGCUCAGCCCUGAAAUGCGCAGCGUCGCUGUGCGUCGCUUGGCCAUCGAGGCCGCCGAGGCCGAUGUCGAUGAAGCGGGUGGUAUCUCGCAGCUGAAGGGCCUCAAGAUGGCCAUGACCGAUAUCAAGACCUAUGUCCUGGCUCUGGGAUACAUGUGCAUCACAGGCGCCGCUGGCUUCCAGAACUUCUUCCCGACUCUGACGAAGACCCUGCACUACAACGACACCAUCUCUCUUUUGCUCGUUGCGCCACCAUACAUCUUCAUGGUCGUGUACAGCCUGGCGCACUCUCACCUCUCGGACAAGAUGGGCAAGCGCUUCUGGUUCCUCGUGUAUCCGAUCCCCAUCUCCAUCAUUGGGUUCAUUCUCUUCUCCACCACCACGGGAUUUGCUCCGCGAUAUGUCUCGCUCUUCUUGAUGAUGUUUGUCUUUACGCAAAAUGCGACCAUCUACUCCUGGAUUGCCAAUGCUCUGCCCCGCCCGCCCGCCAAGCGUGCCGCUGCCUACGCCUUCAUCAACUCCAUCGGCAAUUCGGCCAGUAUUUGGACACCAUACACUUAUAUCGAGUCCGAGAGCCCCAAAUUCUGGACCGCCAUGGGGGUCAACAUUGGCCUGCAGGUCUUGGGACUGGCUUGCGCGGUUUUCAUGUACUUCAACCUGCGCAUGUUAAACAAACGCCAGGAGCGUCUGGAGAACGAGGAUGUCCAGUUAACCGACAAGGAGCUGCGCCGGCUGCAGAUCACGGCGGAAUUGGAGGGCAUUGACAUUGCCGCCGCAAGACGCUUGCAGAAAGGAUUCCGUUACGUGCUCUGA
Molecule: messenger RNA, 1551 nt
Organism: Penicillium oxalicum
Lineage: Eukaryota; Fungi; Ascomycota; Eurotiomycetes; Eurotiales; Aspergillaceae
Product: putative MFS transporter
Exons: 3
Coding region: 1-1551 (516 amino acids)
Biological process (GO): transmembrane transport
Cellular component (GO): membrane
Molecular function (GO): transmembrane transporter activity
Source: RefSeq, a predicted model, not a curated record